Opisthocomus hoazin is the source of this 927-nucleotide messenger RNA. Lineage: Eukaryota; Metazoa; Chordata; Aves; Opisthocomiformes; Opisthocomidae. The record is from RefSeq and is a predicted model, not a curated record.
AUGGACGCCGAUGCAGAGUACCUGGGGACUCGGCUGCCUGCUCCCCCACCUUUCAGCGCAGAGCUGGGGGCUGCGCCUCUGGCUGCUUCCCUGGGGCCACACACGCGCAGGUGUUCAGGAGAACCCACAGCUCCGAAGCGGAAAGGACGGGGCUGCAGGAGAACCACAUCCACCAAUCCCCCGGGGAAGGACAAACCAAGCGCUCGCCUGCGGGCAGACGCGGGCUUUACCCCUCACCCCGUCCUCCGGAGAAGCUUGUCAGGGCAGAGCGGGCUCAGCGAGCGGCGAAGCCACCGCAGGCGGCGAGGGCUGGGGCGCAGGCACCGACACGCAGAUGCCCUGGCAACGCCCAAGGUGGCUCAGCGCGAGGAGGCCUUGCAGCACGUCGGCGGUGUCCGUGCCCCCUUCCCUGCAGAGACGCGCUGUGCCUACAGGCAGGCACAAGCUGCUGCAGCCGCGCGGCGAACGGAUCCGACGGCCCCAUUUCAUCCCCGCUCCGCGGCCCUGACACGGGAGAGCAAAGCCCUGGUGCUCACCAAGCACCCCCGAUCCUGGCGUGGGAGCGACCUGUGGUGUCACAUGGAAAUAAUGGGCUUUAGAAGGAGCGGGAUGGAAGCGGAAAGCGGCAGAAGGGAACAAGGAAAGAAAAUAGUGCUGAAGCCCUAUGUGGUGAACGAGAUGGAAUAUGAGGCCAGUCUCCCCGAGAAGAAGUCAAACACACUCUCCCGAGACCUCAUUGACUACGUGCAGUACAUGAUACAGAACCAUGGGGAGAACUACAAGGAAAUGGCUCGAGAUGAGAAGAACUACUACCAGGAUACUCCCAAGCAGAUUAAGAGAAAGAUCAAUGUGUACAAGAAUUUCUAUCCUGAGGAGUACAAGGAUUUCAUUGCAUCACUCAAGCAGGAAAAGAUGGACGUGCAGUGA